This is a messenger RNA of Protopterus annectens (West African lungfish), 2685 nucleotides long. RefSeq names its product protein arginine methyltransferase 8 (gene PRMT8). Gene Ontology annotation, cellular component: plasma membrane. NCBI's taxonomy places the organism in Eukaryota, Metazoa, Chordata, Ceratodontiformes, Protopteridae. Gene Ontology annotation, biological process: peptidyl-arginine methylation. The transcript is spliced from 11 exons. Gene Ontology annotation, molecular function: protein-arginine N-methyltransferase activity. The record is from RefSeq and is a predicted model, not a curated record.
UGUGGGGUGGUUAAGGAUUCCGUAUCGCGAAGUGCUGCAUCCACAAAGUAUGGGAUAAAGCACUGGCAAAUGUAUGUAAGGGACUUUAUUUCUGCGAAUUAAACUGGAAGAGAUGUCAAAUGAAUUACAGAAGCAGCGUUCACGAAAUCACCCGAGCUUAUAUUAAAUGAAAGCAGGAGAUGAGCUGAAAGGGUUAAUGGGCUGACCCAGAAAAAAAAAUCGCAUGCAUUUUUUUUCUUCCCUGCGUAGCCACAUCUGAAGGGACUGGGGUUAUAAAAAGUUGAGGGUUUCAUUCCUUAGAGAAAUAUGACGAGAUUACUUUGGAGAGGAGCACAGGCAGUUUUACGUUUCUCUUCUUGCAAAGGUUCCGCUCGCUUUCUCGGAAAGAGGUCUAUUGAGGAACAUGAUGGGAUCGGGACCGGCUGCUGCCAAAUCUUACAUCAGCAGAUUUUAUUGAACAUUAAGUUUUCUUGGAACCCAUAAGUGAAAUGAGAGUACUGUGUAUUCUUCAUUCUUGCAUUCCAAUUUCUUCGCCGUCAGGAUUAAUCUAGGAAGACAACGGUGACUAUAGUCGCUGUUGAUGAUAAUUCUGAAGGCAGUGCUGUACACCACAAAGACACAAGAAUCGUUAAACUGUAACUUGAGUUGGCCCGUCUACGAAUUCUUGUUCUUAUUUGGUACACAUUGGAAAGCACCGUGCCUUGUCUUUAGGAAAGAAGGAAAAACUUUCUCUGCUGAGUUCAAGAUCCAGCGGCGUGAAAAAGAAACACACCAAAAGAAAAAUAUAGACAGUGCAGAAUAAACAUUCAGAUCCCAAAAGACUGGAAAUAAUUUCGAAUACUUUUUCUGCAACUUUUUUAAGUUUAUUAAGACAAUCUCGCCUAAUUGGUUCUUAUGGGAAUGAAACAUUCCUCCCGUUGUCUGCUGCUGAGAAGGAAAAUGGCGGAGACUGACAAUGCUGAGUGUUUCAUCGGCAAAUGUGUUAGGUCUUUUUAGGGGAUUGUUCUUUUACAGAUUAACAGUGCCCCUCCUGCCCCUGUCCAGCCAGUGGCCAUUGCAAAACCUGUCCAGUCUGUUCAUCAUGUACCACAUACUCCUUCACAGCUCAAUUGCCCAGGCCGGGGUAAGAUGGCUAAGUUACUAAAUCCAGAAGAGAUGACAUCGCGGGAUUAUUACUUUGAUUCCUAUGCUCACUUUGGAAUUCAUGAGGAAAUGUUAAAGGAUGAAGUCCGAACAUUGACAUAUAGGAACUCUAUGUACCAUAAUAAGCACAUCUUCAAAGACAAGGUGGUAUUGGAUGUUGGGAGUGGCACAGGGAUCCUGUCCAUGUUUGCUGCCAGGGCUGGAGCCAAGAAGGUUUAUGGGAUCGAAUGUUCCAGUAUUUCAGAUUACUCAGAGAAGAUUAUCAAGGCAAACCACUUGGACAACAUCAUCACAAUAUUUAAAGGCAAAGUGGAAGAAGUGGAAAUACCAGUGGAUAAAGUUGACAUCAUUAUAAGUGAGUGGAUGGGCUACUGUCUCUUCUAUGAGUCGAUGCUGAACACUGUAAUUUUUGCUCGAGACAAAUGGCUGAAACCUGGAGGGCUGAUGUUUCCAGAUCGAGCUUCACUCUACAUUGUGGCCAUUGAAGACAGGCAGUACAAGGACUUCAAAAUACAUUGGUGGGAGAAUGUAUACGGGUUCGAUAUGACUUGUAUCAAGGAUGUAGCCAUAAAAGAACCUCUAGUGGACAUUGUCGAUCCCAAGCAGGUUGUGACCAAUGUCUGUUUAAUAAAGGAGGUGGAUAUCUACACUGUGAAGAUGGAGGAAAUAUCGUUUAUAUCAGCUUUUUGUCUUAAAGUUCAGCGGAAUGAUUACGUACAUGCACUGGUCACCUACUUUAAUGUUGAGUUUACCAAGUGUCACAAGAAGACAGGAUUUUCUACAGCUCCUAAUGCCCCAUACACUCACUGGAAGCAAACUGUAUUCUACUUUGAAGACUAUUUAACAGUAAGGAGAGGAGAAGAGAUCUAUGGGUCCAUUUCUAUGAAACCGAAUGAGAAAAACAUUCGUGACCUGGAUUUUACAAUAGAAGUGGACUUCAAGGGACAAUUGUGUGAGGCUUCUCUGUCACAUGAUUAUAAAAUGCGUUAAUAGAAAUGUUCAGAAAAGAAAUAAAAGAAAAAAAAAAGGAAAGCAGACAUUAGAUCUGCUGCUGUUCAGGCGGGUAAAUUCAACACCCCCUGUAGGGGAACAUGAUAUGUCACAGUCAAAUGGAACAGCUUAAGGCCAUCUUCCUGAUGCUGAAAAAAGUAGGAAAAAAAAAAGAAUCUGCAAUUAAUUCAUAAGAGGACAUUUUAUCCAGUUCUAGUAUUUUAUUUCCUACAAGUGCAGCUGCUACUUAAGAAAAGCCUUCUAGGACAGGAGUAAGGUUACCGCACAGAUCUUUAUAGGUAUACUAUGGUGAUUUAUAAGAAAAAUAGAGAAGAGGUUUUGGCUGCAAAUAGCUACUCUUUUCCAGGACUUUUACUUUAAAGCAUAUUGAAGAAUGGAUAAAAAUGUUGAAUGAUUAUUUGCAGAAAACUGAUAUUAUCAUUUUAUGACGCUGUGUUAACAAUGCUGUAAUUUCGUCUGUCUCUGCAAGCAUUACUGUACUUGAUUUCCUGUACCCAAAUCAAUUCUGUAAACGUUCAAGAAAUGUCAAAA